CAGUGGGAGGACACGGAACCUGUGCAACAAGUGUGAGACCCUUCACAUCUCCACACUACAAUCCACAGCCCAGUAGAGGCUCUUUAGGUGCACUCUGGUUGCCAUACCCCCACUUUUUUUUUUUUUUUUUUUUUUUACUCCCAAAAGGAAGCACACCUUGUCUGCUGAUACCAGAUACUACAUCGGGACCAGCACAGGACUGGGGGAAGAGUUUUUCCCCUCUGUCAAUCAUCAUUAAGCAGGAAGAUUUGGGGUGUAAAAAUGAUGGAGGAUCACCUGACAAAGAUAUCCAUGAUGUCGUCUUCUUCUCCGGCGGAGUCGACGGGGAGUGGCGGGACGGACGACAGCAGAGGAGAUAAAAGUCCGGCCCCUGGAAAGUCCCUCAGCCCAGCUCUGGUCUGCAAGGUGUGCGGGGACACCAGUAGCGGGAAACACUACGGCAUUUACGCCUGCAACGGCUGCAGCGGCUUCUUCAAACGCAGUGUGAGGAGGAGGCUCAUUUACAGGUGUCAGGCAGGCACGGGCAUGUGUCCAGUGGACAAAGCUCACCGGAACCAGUGCCAGGCGUGCCGGCUGAAGAAGUGUUUACAGUCGGGUAUGAAUAAAGACGCUGUGCAGAACGAGCGGCAGCCGCGCAGCACCGCCCAGGUGCGUCUGGACUCCAUCGACGUGGACCCUGAGAAGGAACACCUGGCGACCACGCGGGAGCCCAUCUCUUCCUCCUCGUCUUCCUCCUCGAGCGGCUCAGUCAUCACCUGGCCGCACAUCACGUCGUCCAUCGGCAUCACGUCCUCUGUGCCGCCCCAACGCUGUGUCAGCCCUCAGAACAACCAUCGCUUCAUGGCCAGCCUCAUGACGGCCGAGACUUGUGCCAAGCUGGAGCCUGAGGACGUGGACGAGAACAUUGACGUGACCAGCAACGAACCAGAGCGCGCGUCCUCAGAGUAUCACAUGGCACUUUAUCCGUCCUCUUCUGAAAACGUUUACGAGACUUCAGCAAGGCUUCUUUUCAUGUCGGUGAAGUGGGCCAAGAACCUGCCGGUCUUCUCCAACCUGCCUUUCAGAGACCAGGUGAUCCUGCUGGAGGAGGCGUGGAGUGAGCUCUUCCUGCUUUGUGCCAUCCAGUGGUCUCUGCCACUAGACAGCUGUCCUCUGCUCUCUCUGCCGGACCUCUGUCCAGGCAUGCAGGGCAAGACCAGCUACACGAGCCUGGACCUCAGACUCCUGCAGGAAGUCUUCAGUCGCUUUAAGGCCCUCGCCGUCGACCCCACGGAGUUCGCCUGCCUCAAAGCCAUCGUGCUCUUUAAGCCUGAGACACGUGGUCUGAAAGAUCCAGAACAAGUGGAGAACCUUCAGGAUCAGUCCCAUGUGAUGCUGGGACAGCACAUUCGCUCUCACUACCCCAGUCAACCUGCCAGGUUUGGAAAGCUGCUUCUCCUCCUUCCGUCGCUGCGCUUCGUGAAUUCCGAGCGCAUCGAACUGCUGUUCUUUCACAGGACCAUCGGAAACACUCCCAUGGAGAAACUGCUGUGUGACAUGUUUAAAAACUGACUGUUCCCUAAACAAAACGUGUCGAGCAGACUUCAAACAUCGCCUACCAGCGUGGAAAAAAAGGAUGAUUGACAGAUUACUGCUUUGUUUGAGUUGAACUCUAAGGUCACUUUAUUUUUUUGUAUCUUGGUUUGCUUUUGCCACUUCAGCUAAUUCUGUUUAUACUAUAACGCUUGCUACUUACAUUUGUUUUGUGUGUUAAGAAACUCAAUAUUACCGUUAGGGUUGCCAACUCACCAAAAAAAAAGAAA
This is a messenger RNA of Nerophis lumbriciformis (worm pipefish), 1802 nucleotides long. RefSeq names its product nuclear receptor subfamily 2, group E, member 3 (gene nr2e3). Gene Ontology annotation, biological process: regulation of DNA-templated transcription. NCBI's taxonomy places the organism in Eukaryota, Metazoa, Chordata, Actinopteri, Syngnathiformes, Syngnathidae. Gene Ontology annotation, molecular function: DNA-binding transcription factor activity; zinc ion binding; sequence-specific DNA binding. The record is from RefSeq and is a predicted model, not a curated record.